AUGAUUCUUCAAGCCUCAUCGCUUCAAUUUCCUGCAACAGACAUCACUUUCAUCGCAACUUCAAUGACUGCAGCAAGAAUCUGCAACCAUGAAUUGAGUCAACAAUUAUCAUCUGUUUUCGUUGAAACACUCACCGAGACAAGCUUCUGUCUCACUGAGACGGAGAUAUUGAGAGAGGCAGAGGUAGAAAGGCUUCGCAGCAAAGAGGACGGUGGAAAGAGUAUGUAUACAGCGUUACGCUUUGUUCAUCAAAAGAGAGCAAAAUCUGAAACUGAAGUGGAUGGAGCAUCGAAGUCAGAGACGGGUGAUUGA
This is a messenger RNA of Vicia faba (fava bean), 312 nucleotides long. The record is from the annotation of a GenBank genome assembly. Lineage: Eukaryota; Viridiplantae; Streptophyta; Magnoliopsida; Fabales; Fabaceae.